AUGGUGACUGACAUGCAGCUGGCCAUUUCUGCCUACAUGCUGGUGGUUUCCCUCUUCUUGCUGGUCAUCCUCUCUCACUACAUAGCCAUCAACAACCCCAAGAAGCAAGAAUGACCACUCAGCUUCACCAUCACAGCCGAUACAGCCCUGGAAAGAGCAGAGCCCUGUUGCCAGCACCAUGAAGCAUUGAGCCUUGGAUG
Molecule: messenger RNA, 200 nt
Organism: Anolis sagrei ordinatus
Lineage: Eukaryota; Metazoa; Chordata; Lepidosauria; Squamata; Anolidae
Product: dolichyl-diphosphooligosaccharide--protein glycosyltransferase subunit 4-like
Source: RefSeq, a predicted model, not a curated record